AUGUGCUCAGCAAGCAAGAGAUUGCCCACGUCGACCCAAUGGGAAGCGCUCCUCCCGGCUCAUUAUCGGCGUCAUCUGUACACCGGAAUCUCCGCCCGUGGUCCUGACCCCGUCGACGGAUCUUCGCAGCCACCGACGAUCAACCUCUGUCCUGACGCAGUGUCCGACGAGGGUACGCUGCAGACCUACUUUGACAUCGAUAGCGCCGGUGGCCUUGCUCGUAGUCUUGCGGGUGCUCGCGGCGGCAUUCAAUAG
Penicillium samsonianum is the source of this 255-nucleotide messenger RNA. RefSeq lists its product as uncharacterized. The coding region runs from base 1 to 255 and encodes 84 amino acids. Lineage: Eukaryota; Fungi; Ascomycota; Eurotiomycetes; Eurotiales; Aspergillaceae. The transcript has a single exon. The record is from RefSeq and is a predicted model, not a curated record.